AUGGCAGAGCGCAAACGGCGACCUGCCGCCAGAAAUUGCUGUCCCUUUCGUUUAAUCCCUCGUCGAUGGCGCUGUGCAGAGUUUCAGGGCUUCUGCCAGCAAGUGAGGAGCGCCGUCAUUGACGCCUUUGUCACCAUCGAGCGAAAGUUCUUCACCGAGGCUUCUGGGGAGCUCUCAGGCACCACCGUGACGCUGGCCCUACUGUGCGGGCGGCUGCUGACCAUGGCCAACGUGGGGGACGCGGACGCCGUUCUGGACACCGGCACCGACUCGUUCAUGGCCACGCUGAGCCACCGCAUCGAGUGCAACGACGCUGAGCGCGAGCGCCUGGCGGCCAGGGGGAUGCAGCUGGCCCUGGCGUCGCCGUACAGGCCGGAGAGGCCGGCGCACGCCAAGGAGAAGGGGGUGGGGCCCCUGAGGGCCUUUCCAGGGUCCGUCUCCGUCAGCAGGUCCAUCGGCGACUUUGCCGCCGGAGAGCACAUCACAUCGUGCCCGCACCUGUUCCAGAUAUAUCUGCCGACGAGCGGUGCAAGGCUGUUGAUGGGGAGCAGUGGCCUCUGGGACAUGGUCCAGUGGGCAGAGGCAGUGGAGCUCAUCCGUGGGACGCCAGUCAAGGCUGCAGCAACAAAGCUGAUCGAGCUGGCGUUGGUUCAGAACAACUGGGCCUACCACCAGGACACCAGUGCCGUGGUAGUAGACAUGCUGCCCCCCAAGGUUGGGGAUUUCCCCAAGGUUGUGAAGGGAAAGGCGAAGAGGGCGGCGGAACAGCAAAAGCAGCCACUGUCUCUGUGCAAUCUCGGUGGCUACCUGUGCACCAAGAUGAACAGGAACAGCUUUUCUGACAGGAGUAUGCAGUCCGACAGUGUACAGAUCGUUGCAAAUAUUGACGGCUGGGUCUACGCAAACGCAGAGUAUACAGCACGCAGAGCUGCCACGCCACGUACUAACAGUUCCCCCAUGGGCUCCCCUUCAGCCUUCAGGCACAGGGAGUUUGGCAAGCGAUCUGAAACGCCAGUGGGUUCUGAACGUGGCUUUGACAGCAGGAGGUUUUCAACAGGUGGCUGGAGUUCCUCCCCAGACUCUGGCGAUGAGGACUCCGUCGUGUCGCGCCACUCCCCCACCUACAGCUCCUCCAGCAAGUUGUGGUCUCAGGACUCAGCACACGAACCCAUGAGAAGGGGUAAAGACGCCACCCAUGUACAUGCAAAGCGGGCACCCCGGGCCGAGAUGGACUUGGUGCACAAGCACCACUCCGGUGGGUGGGCAGACACCACCACACACAAGGGAAGGCCUGAGGGCAGGGCCAGCCCCGCAAACCUGCCAGGGGACAGGAGGAAGGCGAGAAGUGUACUGGACACGGCCCAUCUAAGGGGCGCUGACAUGCCUCGACGGUCCCCAAGGCCAUCCCCAAGGCCAUCCCCGAGACCGUCCCGAAGGAUGUCCCCAAGACUGUCCCCACGGGAGACAGGUCGAAGAAGCCCCCCGUCCGCUGCGAGAAUCCAUGUGGUGCCUCCCAACAACGACCCGCCAAAGGAGCCAGAAGACGAGUUUGGCGAGGGCGCAAUCGAGGUCGGGGUGGGCACGCUGAACUCCUGGGCCAGCCCGCAGGAUCGGGCUUUGGGGGAGUACAGCUCGAGGCACCUGGGCCGCCUGAAAACUCACUGUGAUUCAACAGAAUGCGGCAACAUGUCUGGGGGCGGACAGGAAAUCUCCGUGGCGGGGUGGGCUGGCAGCGUCCAAAGCCAGGAGGUUACGCUGUCUGCUUUUGCUGGUUACUGA
Ostreobium quekettii is the source of this 1779-nucleotide messenger RNA. Lineage: Eukaryota; Viridiplantae; Chlorophyta; Ulvophyceae; Bryopsidales; Ostreobiaceae. The record is from the annotation of a GenBank genome assembly.